Messenger RNA from Miniopterus natalensis, 743 nucleotides. The record is from RefSeq and is a predicted model, not a curated record. Lineage: Eukaryota; Metazoa; Chordata; Mammalia; Chiroptera; Miniopteridae.
UCGCGAUGGAGCUGCCUGGGAGAUUCAUGCCGGUCUUCUUGCUCUUGCUUCUGCUCCCGAAACCUGCUGCGUCGGGCUGUGCUAGCUCUCUUGGUUAUAAAUUCACCAUCACUCUUAACGGACAACCAUGGUGUGUAAUUCAAGGCCAGGUCAAUGGAAAGAACUUUUUUAAUUAUACCUGUAACCACCAGGAGAUUAAAUUCAUGGGUGGUCAGGGGAUGGAGGUGAAUGAAACACAGGCCUGGAAUCAACAGAGAGACACUCUGAAAGAUGUGAUGGAAGACCUCAAAAAGGCACUGCUUGACAUCAGAUGGAAUAUUAAAACCAGUGGCCCUCUCUCCCUACAGGGCAGCAUGAUGUGUAAGCAGGAAUCCAGUGGAGGCACCAGCCCUUUCUGGAAGCUUGACUUCAUAGAAUUACUUGGGGCAGCAGGUGGUGAGGUGUCUCCUCGGAUAUUUCUCCACUUGGACUCCAAGAAAAGCCGGACAGCAUUGCAUGGUGAAGACAGACUCUUAAACAAGAUUGUCGGACCCAUAACCGAUCUCCUUAAUCGGAUCUCAGUUGGAGACUGUGGGAAGUGGCUUCAACAAGUUUUGUGUCCCCAGGAUGAACUUCUGAGCACAAAAGCUGCACCAACUACAGCCAAUGCCACAGCCACAGUCCCGUCCAAAGCCACAACCAACACUCACAUCACCUUGAUUGUCUCUGUGAUCCUCACCUGCUUGGUCAUAGUUGGCUGGUAA